AUAAGCAGACUCCACCAUGCGGGCCUUCUUCUCACCUCCAAUGCGUGCUGCCAGCCGCCGGCCGCGGGGCCGACUUGUCCGACCAAUGUACCGAUAUCUGAGUCUCUUGCACCCGCCCAAGUUUGAGAAUGAGAAGAUGCUCGACUAUGCCAAAGGCUCGCCGGAGCGGGCUGAGUUGACUCGCACUCUACAAAAGAUGAAGAGUCAAUUCCCCGUUCAGAUCCCGGUUACCAUCAACGGGUCCGCAGUCAAAACGCACCAAUCUUUAAAACAACAAAACCCCUCCCAACACCGCGAAACCAUCGCCGAAUACGCACUGGCAAGCCCCGAGCAAGUCAACGCCGCAGUAGACGCAGCCCUGAAAGCCAAACCCUCCUGGGAAGCCACUCCCUUCGAAGACCGCGCAGCCAUCUUCCUCCGCGCAUCGGAGCUCAUCGCCGGCAAAUACCGCUCAGACAUCGUAGCAGCCACAAUGCUCGGCCAGGGCAAGAACAUCUGGCAAGCAGAGAUCGACGCCGCAGCCGAGACGGUCGAUUUCUUCCGCCACUACAUCCACGAAGCGUGGGCCCUGUUCGCGCAGCAGCCGCGCGUGCAGCCCGCAGGCCAGUGGAAUAAGAUGGAAUACCGUCCGCUGGAGGGAUUCGUGUACGCGAUCGCGCCGUUCAAUUUCACCGCGCUGGGCGCGACGCUCAUCGGGCCGGCGGCGCUGAUGGGUAACGUUGUGAUCUGGAAGCCGUCGGACUCGGCUCUACACGCCAGCUGGCUACUGCAUCAGAUUCUGCUGGAAGCGGGUCUCCCAGACGGCGUGAUCCAGUUCGUCCCGGGCGACGCAGAACAAGUGACGAACACACUACUACAGCGGCGCGAGUUCAGCGCGCUGACAUUCAUCGGGUCCACGCAGACCUUCAAGGGCAUCCAGAAGAAGAUCGGUGACGGCAUCGGCGCAGGUAUCUACGACUCGUACCCGCGCGUCGUAGGCGAAACAGGCGGAAAGAACUUCGGCGUCGUGCACCCCUCGGCUGAGAUCCGGAGCGCCGCGCUGCAUACCAUCCGCGCGGCCUUCGAGUACCAGGGCCAGAAGUGCUCUGCCAAUUCGCGCGUGUACGUCGCGGAGUCGGCAUGGCCGGAGUUCCGGCGGCACCUGGAGGAGCAGAUCGCGCAGCUCACUGUCGGGCCCGUCGAGGAAUACCAGCAUUUUGUGAACCCGGUGAUCCACGAGCGCGCGUUCGACCGGCUGCAGGCGGUGUUGACCGCUGCGGAGCAGGACCCCGAGCUGGAGCUCAUCGCCGGCGGCCAGGCGUCCAAAGACGAAGGCUACUACGUACACCCGACAGUCUACCGGACGAGCAACCCGCAGCACGAGAUCAUGACGCAGGAGCUGUUCGGCCCCGUGCUGGGCGUGUACGUGUAUCCGGACGCGGAGUGGGCGCAGACGUUGGCGCUCGUCGACGGGACGUCGCGGUAUGCGCUGACGGGGAGUGUGUUCUGCAGGGAUCCGUAUGCGUCGCGGCAGGCGCAGACGGCGCUCAAGCAUGCGGCGGGCAUGUUGUAUCUUAAUACGAAGUGUACGGGGUCGACGGUGGCGCAGCAGCCGUUUGGGGGGAGUCGGGACUCGGGGACGAAUGAUAAGACGGGGACGAUGGGGCAUUUGCAGCGGUUUGUGAGUGUGAGGACCGUGAAGGAGGGCUUUUCUGAUGUUGGGCUGGAUAGGGUGGCGUAUGCGUCGAAUGAGGUUUAG
Messenger RNA from Aspergillus candidus, 1738 nucleotides. Its product is annotated as L-glutamate gamma-semialdehyde dehydrogenase. NCBI's taxonomy places the organism in Eukaryota, Fungi, Ascomycota, Eurotiomycetes, Eurotiales, Aspergillaceae. Gene Ontology annotation, cellular component: mitochondrial matrix. The record is from RefSeq and is a predicted model, not a curated record. Gene Ontology annotation, molecular function: L-glutamate gamma-semialdehyde dehydrogenase (NAD+) activity. The coding region runs from base 17 to 1738 and encodes 573 amino acids. The transcript is spliced from 3 exons.